AUACGUCACAGCGCCAUGUUGUAUUCCUGCGCUGAUUGCAGGCACGAGAAAUCUGCCAACCCGUUUAUUUUUCGGGAUUAGUUCCCUAGAAUAAAUCGAACUGCGAUUUUGUACUCAAAUAUAUUUAAAUUUAUAUUUGUUGGCAAAUGUCAAACAGCUUCAGUGAAAUCGAUGCAUCCCAGUUGUCGCAUUUUGAGUGUUAACUCCUAAUUUCAACUGCAGUUUUGUGCAUCCGCGAAAGUUGAAAGGACUGUGUUGUAAAAGAAAGAAGUGAUAAUUAGCCAAAAUUCCGGUCCCUACGCGUAGACGAGAAGGUGCCUACCCGCCGGGGCAGUCGGGCGAAGGAGAAAUGAACAAUAAACGCAAAAAUCGCCAGGGACCACCGAGGUCGCCGAGAGGCCGCGUGGCGGCGGAGGGCGUUUACAACAACGCUCAUUUCAUGCACGCAGCCACCACCCACGUCGGUGAUACGGUGCAGGUUCUCACCCAGUCCGGGUGUCUUUGGGAAGGGGUGUUCAAGACUUUCAGCGCGCAAUUUGAGGUCGUUCUAGAAGUGGCACAUCGCGUCGACCAAGACGGCGUGGUCGCUGUAGAGUCUGUCGUCGACAAGUUGAUCUUCAAGCCUCAGGACGUCGUGUCGAUCAGGGCUAAAGACUCGGACCUCGAAUACGCGACCCACGAUGUGUUUCAAACGGACAGUGUCAUAUCCAGCAAGUUUAACGGCAAUGGCCGAUCGGCCGAGGAGCGCCACCUGGAACCGUGGGACGGGUGCGACGGCGACGCCGGCGACGCCCCGUCCCUGAACGGGGACGCCCGCCUCGAGGACCUGGAGCUGGACCACCGCGCCAACGGCUGGGACGCCAACGACAUGUUCCGCAAGAACGAGGAGGUCUACGGCGUGCUGAGCACUUACGACAACUCCCUGCUGGGUUAUACGGUGCCGCUGCAGAAGAAGGACACCCAGGAUUACAGAGACGCAGAAGCGAAAGCGGAGGAGAUAGCAGCUGAGAUAGAGAGCGCGCCCGCGUACAAGAGCCGCAUAGAAGUGGAGAAUGGCGACGAGGAGGAGAGGUUCGCGGCCGUGGUGCGCCCCGGCGAGGGGGCGCCGGGGAAAUACGUCAUACCCAACAAGAGGAAGAACAUGCAGACGGGCAAGCUGGUGAAGCCUAACAACAACGGGGGGCCGUCGCCGGGCGCGGGCAAGCCGGCGGGCGCUCCGCCUGCGCCCGCGCCGCACAGGGAGCCGCCGCGGGAGCGCGAGCCGCGCCCGCCGCGACACCACCUCACGCCGCCCGCCCGGCUCGACGCCCAGCCGCCCGUGGCGAGCAGCGCGGCGCCGCCCAACGCAGGGCCGGCCAAGAGCUACGCGGGGCAGGCGGCCGCCUACCACUACCACGCGCACCAGCCGCACCACGCGCACCACCACCCGCCAGGAGUGGCGAAUGUAUCGGUCAACGCAGCGCCGCCGGCCAGCAAACUGAACGGCACUCCGCAUGUUAGACAUCCACCGCCGCACAUACAUCACAAUCCCCCACCGCCGGUAGUGGACACCCACAGACACCACCCACCACCGGAGCCGAGGAGACAAGAUGAAGUUCAGGAAUUGCGUCGUUUCGGUCAGGAGUUCAAACUGGUGACGGUGAGCGCCACCGGUGCUCCUGCGCAGACGCACUCGCCGCCCAACGCUCAUACACCGCCGCAGCCGGCGCCGGCCGCGAGCCCGCCGGAGGUGUCGGCCAACGCGGCCGCGGAGCCCCACAAGCGGCCGCCCAAGCAGGGCUCCCCGCCGCACCAUCACAAACCGCCGCCCGCGCCGGGCGCGGAGCCGCCGCCCGCGCGCUCCCCGCUGGCGCCCGCCCCCGCCCCCGCCCCCGCCCCCGCGUCCCCCGCGCCGGCCGCGUCGCCGCCCGCCGCGUCGCCGCCCGCGCCGCUCGCCGCCGCGCUCAAGAAGUCCACGCUGAACCCCAACGCGAAGGAGUUCAACCCGGCCGCCAAGCCGUUCACGCCCAGGAGCCCGAGCACGCCGAAUCCGAGCAGGCCUCACACGCCGGGCACGCCGGUGGGCGGCGUGGGCGGGGUGGGCGGCGUGGUGGGCGUGGGGCUGGGCGGCGUGGGCGUCAUGGGCGCCGGCGUCAGCUACGUGCCCGCGCCGCACCCGCCGCCGCCGCACAUGAUGACCGCAGUCCCGACAUAUAUGGUUCCCGCUCAGCAGCCGCCAUCUUAUUUGCAGCACCCUGCGUUGGCGUAUGGAGCUAUGGGCGGCGGCGCAGGAGUCGCCGGCGGAGCGGGACAACAUGGACCAUUACAGGCACAGCAACAGAGAAACUUUAGGAAAAUGGGCGUGGGGUCGGGCAUGCAGGUGGCCGCGGCGACGGGCCAGCCGCUCCUGGCGCCCGCGCCGAUGCAGCCGUUCGUGCCGUACGCGCACCCCCACCCCGGCCCCCACCCCGCGCAGCCCGCCAUACAGUACCAGCACAUGGUGCGUAUGUACGGCGGCGGCAUGCCCGGCGGGGUGGGCGGCGUGGGCGUGUCCGGCGGCGAGGUGGGCUACGCGGGCGCCCCGCAGCCCUCCCCCGCGGCCGCGUCCCCCGCGCUGUACCCGCCGCCGUCGCCCGCGCACACGCCGCACCCCCACCCCCACCCCCACCCGCAUCCGCACCACCACUACCAGCAGCCGGCGCAGUUCCAGGUGCUGUGCCCGCUGAUGGCGGCGCCGGGCGGCGCGGGCGCGCACCACCACCUGCACCACCACGCCGUGUACCACAACCACCCCAACACCGCCUCCCCGCCGCACCACCACAUGCAGCAGGUCCUCCUCCCCGGCCAGUCGUCGGGCGGGACCCCCCCCGGGCCGCACGCGUCUCACCCGUAACCCGCCCCGCUGUCCCGCCCCGGGACUCGAACUCGCGCCAGCUAAUGAUAGGGUUCACUACCUACUGUACACCUAUAUGUAAUGUAUAACAUAAUUAUGUAUCCUCUUAUUGGUUUGUGACGAGAUAUUGACGUCGCAUUUGAAGGUUUUUUUUUUUUGGGGAACUUUUUGGAAUAAUGAAAAACCCCGCUAUACCUAUAUAUAUAAAUAUAUAAAUGUUAUCUAUAAAAUGUAUCCACUAUUGGUUUCUCGAGGUUUUAAAGUCAUAUUCUCGUACCUUUCUUGUUUGACGACGCUACACUGUAUUAAUUUUGUAAGGGGAACUUUUUUGACGCUGCAUUUAAAGGUUAUUUUUUGGGAAAGUUAUAGGAAUAAUGAAUAAACCUACUAUAUAAUGUAAAACAUGUAUCCGCUGUUGGUUUCUCGACUUAACGUCUUAAUUUUUUGGGGUUUCUCGCUACAUAUAUCUAUAUAAAUUAUAACAUGUAUUCUCAAUUGCUUUCUCUAUGUUUAUUUUCAUUUAUUUUUUGGCGGAAUUUACUUACUACCUACAUUUUAUAUAUCAUUGUAAACAAUGUAAAUGUCUGCAAUUUCAUUCUUAAGUAUUAAUAACUUGUAUCUGCUAUUAGUUUCUCGAGUACUAUUCGCAGUAUACAAUGCUGAACUUGAUUACUGUUUGUGAGUU
Amyelois transitella is the source of this 3557-nucleotide messenger RNA. RefSeq names its product ataxin-2-like protein. Gene Ontology annotation, biological process: cytoplasmic stress granule assembly. Gene Ontology annotation, cellular component: cytoplasmic stress granule. The transcript is spliced from 19 exons. Gene Ontology annotation, molecular function: RNA binding. Lineage: Eukaryota; Metazoa; Arthropoda; Insecta; Lepidoptera; Pyralidae. Bases 350 to 2872 code for a protein of 840 amino acids. The record is from RefSeq and is a predicted model, not a curated record.